Molecule: messenger RNA, 3413 nt
Organism: Mytilinidion resinicola
Lineage: Eukaryota; Fungi; Ascomycota; Dothideomycetes; Mytilinidiales; Mytilinidiaceae
Product: ankyrin repeat protein
Exons: 10
Coding region: 217-3261 (1014 amino acids)
Biological process (GO): lipid metabolic process
Cellular component (GO): cytoplasm
Molecular function (GO): phosphoric diester hydrolase activity; protein binding
Source: RefSeq, a predicted model, not a curated record
GUCCCAGCACUCUGUCAUUGCCGCCGCCAUCCCGCCCUGUCCCAUCUCUCGCCUCACCGAUCGUGCUGAUCGUCCUAUAGGCGUCUUCCCAGGCCCACAUUGCGCGCCCUCCUACGUCGUAUGGUCGAGGUGCAUGCCUCCGCUUCUGCACUCCUCGCUUGUCCCACUUGUAUGUAGGGGCUCUUCUGGAGCGCUGUCCGCUCGUUUCCUUGCACUAUGAAGUUUGGCAAGCAUAUUCAAAAGCGGCAGCUCGAGAUCCCCGAAUAUGCCGCUAGCUUCGUCGACUACAAGGCUCUAAAAAAGCUUAUCAAGAAGUUGAGCGCAACCCCGGUUCUUCCUGCACAGAAUGAUAGCAAUCGUUUGGGAGAUGGCCUUGACCCUCAGGCCGCAUUACAAGCCAACAAGGCCACGUUCUUCUUUCGAGUGGAGCGAGAGCUCGAGAAAGUCAACAUUUUCUACCUACAAAAGGAGGCAGAGCUGCGGCUGCGAUUGGCAACGUUGCUAGACAAGAAGCGAAACAUGCAAGCUCAUCCCUCAACAGUGUCCAAAGUGUCCUCGAAAUACAUAGCACUCGAAGAGGGCUUGAAGCAGUUCAGCAUGGAUCUGAAUAAGCUCCAGCAAUUUGUCGAGGUCAACGCUACGGCCUUCUCGAAGAUAUUGAAAAAGUGGGACAAAACAUCCAAGUCGCGCGAGAAGCAACUCUAUCUAUCGCGUGCUGUUGAGGUGCAGCCUUGUUUCAAUCGCGACGUUAUCAGCAGCCUAUCCGAUCAAGCGACCCAAGCUCUGUUGGACUUCUCAGGAUGGGCAGAAGGCGACAAGAUGCAAUACCCAACGUCGAUAACCCAGCCACCAGCCGACACAUCUCAGGAUGGCGAUAUGGAGCUAGAUAAUCAGAUGACCCAAGCGAUCACCACUGCUAACACGGCGAAAAUAGAAGAGUGUUUGGCCAGGAUCUUCUCCUUGGUUGACGCGCAGGAACGGAUAUCCAGAGCUUUCUUGAGCACCAUCGAAGAUGCCCCUGAAAAUGCCUUGCAACUCAUGCUGGACACCAAUCGUGUGAACCUCAACCAAGAAGACGAAAUCAACGAAAGGAAUUGUCUCCACAAAGCAGCCAUCUGCGGGCGAGGCGCGGUCCUCCGGAUCGGAUUGUCCGCACAUGUCAAUGUCAAGGCAUUAGAUGUCUACGGGAGAAUACCGUUGCACUAUGCUUGCAUGCAUGGUCAUGUUGAGUUGGUCCAGGAACUAAUCAAUGCAGCUCCUGACACCGUCAAUUUCAAGGAUCAGGACAAUUUUACGCCUUUGAUUCAUGCGAUCGUCCACUCUCAACUCGAUUGCGUUCAGACCCUUCUUUCUAAUGGGGCACAGAUCAAACAGCUGGGUCCAUCGGAGCACAUACCCUUGAAUCUUGCAUGCCAACAUGGCUCCAUACCCAUUGUCGAGCUCCUUCUUCAAGCACAUGCUGAGAUGCUUCCCGAUGCUGAAGGCCUCUAUCCUCAACAUCUAGUCGCGAGAUCUGGGAAGGACCCCGAGAUGCUUCUACUGCUGCAAAAGUACGGUGCAGAUCUCGACCAACCCGAUAAGCUAUACCAGUGGACGCCUCUCUUUCAUGCCGCCAGCGAAGGUCAUGUCGAAUGUCUCAGAGUACUCUUAGUAUGUGGGGUUAGCGUGGAUAUUGUGGACGAGAAGGGCUUGUCUGCGAUGUACUACGCCACGUGGGAAGGCCACUUUGAGUGCAUGAAAAUGCUUGCCUCUGUUGGAAGAGGAGUUGGCCUUGCUACACCGAAGCAGGUGUCACCGCAGAUUCUAACUACAGGCCAAUCCACCACUGGUCCAGGUCCUAUGGAUCUCGGAGAAGGAGAAGGUAUUCCGGAAUUCAUUCUUCCACCACCUAUAAUCCCACUGAGACGUUAUGGCCACAAUUUCCUGGAUACCAAGACCUUUGUGGUGAUAAGCUUUGAGAAUCUGGGCGCGGAUGCCCUUCAGUUCUACGACGACCAUAAAUAUCCGGCCGCUCGCCUCACCAUUUCCUCGAAAUCCUCAGACCUCAUCCCACGAAACAUUAUGUUACCAAUCCAAGACGAGUUCAAGGUCAUUUCGUUCCAGAUUGAGAACCUCGAUACCUUUGCCAUUGACUUCGAUGUAUACCCAACCUUCGGCUCCAAGGUCAUUGCGCGCAGCGUCGCCUCCUCGAAGAUAUUCACAAACGAAUCAAGCAGCUCAGGGCAAUGGCAUCUUGAGCUUUUCGACCCUCGGCUCCGUGCUAUUGGGCGACUAAGUUUCGACUUCCAGGUCGUAAAACCCUUCCACGGCAUACCCCUCGAAAUCACACACUUUGCAACCUACUGGAAAGCAACCAGUCAAUCCGACUCCCAUCCAACAGCCCUCAUCACUGGAUCGAGCUUAUCAGGCGAAUAUGCUCGCCUAUUCGUUCAGUUGACGAGUGAUGGCGUUCCAGUACUUUAUCCGCAAUGGAAGAUUACGUACCAAGGUCUCGAUGUCCCUGUCAAUAUUCUCACCUACGAUCAAUUCGCCAACAUUGGAGCUUCACAGAACGCUUCUAGCUCCAUGGCAGCAUCGACCCUACAGAACACUCAUGGAGCCAAUGUCUCUCAAAUUCAUCAAAUCCUAGCUACGUCGUUCAUGACGCUCCGUGAAGCUCUCGCCAUACUUCCUGCACAUAUCCAUGUCGAGCUGCAUGUCCUGUACCCAAGCCGGAGGGAGGAGGAAAGCUUGCGAUUAGGUCCAACGCCUAAUAUCAACGACUUUGCGGAUGCGCUGCUAUCGAUCGUGUUCGAGCACGCGAGGCAUCUAAGGGGCCAGAAAAACGGAUUUCUGAGGUCGAUUGUGUUCUCGAGCUUCAAUCAGGACAUCUGCACGGCACUGAAUUGGAAGCAACCGAACUACCCCGUUCUCCUCUGUAACGAACUUGGUGCCGACGCGCCUAGCUCGACUAGCGAUCCCUAUAAAGUAAGGAGCAGCGGUCGCACCACGAUCUCGGUUAAAGAGGCCGUGCAGAUUGCGAGAGACAAUAAUUUCAUGGGCUUGAUCUGUAGCUCGAGAUUACUGGACCUUGCUCCCGCCCUGAUCGAAUCAAUCAAAACCGCCGGCCUCGUUCUUAUCACCGACAUCUCGGAUGCGAACACGCGCCAGCGCGGCUCCCUCGCCGUCGCCGCGCCGUCGUCAUAUCAGGUGCCCCAGGGCGUGGAUGGGUUCUUGAAGGGGAAUGGCGUGCUGAGGUUCAAUGAAACAAUUGAUAUGUAAGGUUUGAGAUGCGAGAGUGGGAUAAAAGUAUAUGAAUGGUGGCGCAUGAUCAUCCUGGUUUCGAAUAAAAAGUGAAUUUGGUCGCGCUAGAUCUGGAAUAGAAUGGGCUGUGCAGGAUAUCAGAAUAUGUAUGGCUGCGUGGGUGGUCAUCU